Molecule: messenger RNA, 1790 nt
Organism: Thamnophis sirtalis
Lineage: Eukaryota; Metazoa; Chordata; Lepidosauria; Squamata; Natricidae
Source: RefSeq, a predicted model, not a curated record
UGAACACAGUCCUUUAUGCCGGAAAUGACUACUUUGCAUGUGCGAUGGAACCUUUACCUAUAAAGGCCUGUGUAACUUAUUUUGCUUUGACAGAUUCUUAGAAAAGACUAUCCGGACAGCUGUCGAACAACAUCUGUUUGAUGUUCAUGGCUCUAGUGGUCAAAGUUCUGAAGAAUCUGAAUCUGGAACAUCAUUAACAUCUUCUGGUGUAUCUAGUGGGCAGCGCAGGCGACAUCAUAAAGAACAAGAUGAAGGCCGAAAGGCCAGAGAUAGGGAGGUCAUCAAUAAAGAGAAUAUCCCUUCUGGCUUCAGUAGCAUUGAAGAGUGUAUGUUAAAUGCUCAGGAAGUGGAAAAAUGCCACGAGAACAGUUCUGGUUACAUAGGCGAAAGAAGUAAACCAAAACGUCAGAAAUCCAGCACCAAACUAUCUGAGUUUAACGACAACCAAGAGAGUUCUUUGGCGAUGGAAACUUUUGGUUCCUUGAAACAUGUGGAUGGAAGAGGACCAGAUGAAAUGGAGGUGUUUUCUGAAGAAAGCAAAGACGGCAGAAAUGAGGAUGAUUUGUUGAUGCACAAUCAGAGCUCAAAUAUGAAGAUCCAGGAACAUCCCGGCGUUCCUGAAGUCAAGUUGCAGAGGAACCAAGAAAUAGAUGGCCAGGAAGACACUUUCAUACCAGAAAUCCCACAUCUGGACCUGUCAACCUUGUGCAGUGACAACUGGGAAGGUAGGACUGCUUGGCAUGACUUUCCUUCUAGGCGAAGAAGUUCUUCUUUGGGAUCUUAUGAAGAUGACAGUGAAGAUUUGACACCAGCACAGUUAACUCGCAGAAUUCAAGGACUGAAGAAAAAGAUCAGGCGGUACGAAGAUAAAUUUGAGGAGGAGAGAAAGUAUAAACCCUCUCACAGUGACAAAGCAGCCAAUCUCGAGGUGCUGAAAUGGACAAAUGACCUUGCAAAGUUUAGGAAGCAACUAAAAGAGUCAAAACUGAAACUGUCAGAAGAAGAUCUGGCUCCUAGGACACGCCAACGUAGCAACACACUCCCCAAAAGUUUUGGCUCUCAGCUGGAAAAGGAGGAAGAGAAACACGAUGUCUCUGAUAAGUCAUCUAAGCCUUCAGUGGAGACAACUUUGGAAUCCAUGCAGAAGAAGCUCCAGGAGAAAAGGACAGAAGCAAAUCGACCUGAGGAUAUUAAGGAUAUGACUCGAGAUGAGAUAGCAUCAGAGAAAGUGGCCCUUCAGAAAUCCCUCCUCUAUUAUGAAAGCAUCCAUGGAAGACCAGUAAGUAUAGUAAUUUUUGUAUCAAAUGGGCUCAGUGUUUCGGUAAAUGCAAUUGUCUGGCUAUUAAAUGUGAGAACAUGUCCCCGUUCAUUAAAAUAUACAAAGAAAAGUAGCAAUACAGUGAUGUUGAGGACUGGCUUGGUAUCAUUGUGGACAGUAAUUAUAAUUGGUGCUUAGAUUAAAAGAAUAGAAUAGAAUCUAGAAUACUUUUAUUCGGCCAAGUGUGAUUAGACAGACAAGGAAUUUGUCUCUGGUGAAGAAGCUCUCAAUGUACGUGCAAAGAAACAGAGUAAUAAUAAUCAUAAUAUCACUGUUAUGAACAGGGACACACAUUCAACUUUGCAGCUGCCAGGAUUGUUGGACGAGCAGGUACAAAAACAGCCAUGGAAGUGAUUGAAGCCUGGGAAACAGGGCCCUCGUCAGUCAACAGGAGUGCUGAUUCAAGUACUUCAAAGGCGAGGGCUGGGCAGCACAAUCAAACGACAGCUAAUGCCUUGAAAGCCAGCCAUCA